GAUAUCAGUAUCAGGAUGCAGCAGCAGAGUUCUGGAUCUGAAUCUGAAGAUGGACCUGGACCUGGACCUGGACCUGGACCUGGACCUGGACCUGGACCUGGACCUGGACCUGGACCUGGACCUGGACCAGGACCUGGACCUGGACCUGGACCUGGACCUGGAUCCAGCUGUGUGUCCAUGAAGAGUGGCUGGUUUAUGGAUCCCCCUCUUGUCUUUAAAUCUGGACGUCCUGCAGAGGGAAGUAUCAGGAUGCAGCACCAGAGACCUGGACCCAGCUGUGUGUCCAUGAAGAGUGACUUUUCUAUGGACAAACCUAUAUACUUUAAAUCUGGACAAAGUGCUGAUGAAAGGAUGCAGCACCAGAGACCUGGACCCAGCUGUGAGUCCAUGAAGAGUGACUGGUCUAUGGACAAACCUACAUACUUUCAAUCUGGACAAAGUGCUGAUGAAAGGAUGCAGCACCAGAGACCUGGACCCAGCUGUGUGUCCAUGAAGAGUGACUUUUCUAUGGACAAACCUAUAUACUUUAAAUCUGGACAAAGUGCUGAUGAAAGAAACCAACGGGAGAAGAUGGAAGGAUGGAUGGAUGGACUGUCGUAUACAUUGAAUUAUUCCAUUUUAUAAUAUGUAAUCAACUCCAUAUUUAUGCUGCUGGAGGAGAACAUCAUCACUUUUGUGAAGAACGAGCUGAAGAAGAUCCAGAGGGCUCUGAGUUCAGAUUACCCAGAAUUCAUAGAGAGUCAGAGGGAGGAUGAGGAGGUGUUGGACGGUGAGGAUGAAGAGCAGAGGAGCAGCAGAGAGGCAUUUCAGAACAUCACCCUGCACUUCCUGAGGAGCAUGAAGCAGGAGGAGCUGGCUGAGCGUCUGCAGAGCGGAACUGCUGCUGCAGUGUGCAGUAAACUCAAAUCCACCCUGAAGGAGAGGUUCCAGUGUGUGUUUGAGGGCAUUGCUAAAGCAGGAAACCAAACCCUUCUGAACCAGAUCUACACAGAGCUCUACAUCACAGAGGGGGGGUCUGCAGAGGUCAAUGAUGAACAUGAGGUCAGACAGAUUGAAACAGCAUCCAGAAAAGCAGACAGACCAGAAACAACCAUCAGACAAGAAGACCUCUUUAAAGCCUCACCUGGAAGAGAUGCACCAAUCAGAGCAGUGCUGACAAAGGGCGUGGCUGGCAUUGGGAAAACAGUCUUAACACAGAAGUUCACUCUGGACUGGGCUGAAGGCAAAGCCAACCAGGACAUCCAGUUCAUAUUUCCAUUCACCUUCAGAGAGCUGAACGUGGUGAGAGAGAACAAGUACAGCUUGGUGGAACUUGUUCAUCACUUCUUCUCUGAAACCAGAGACGCAGGAAUCUGCAGGUUCGAUCAGUUCCCGGUCGUGUUCAUCUUUGACGGUCUGGAUGAGUGUCGACUUCCUCUGGACUUCCUCAACACUGAGAUCCUGACUGAUGUCACAGAGUCCACCUCAGUGGAUGUGCUGCUGACAAACCUCAUCAGGGGGAAGCUGCUUCCCUCUGCUCGCCUCUGGAUAACCACACGACCUGCAGCAGCCAAUCAGAUCCCUCCUGAGUGUGUGGACAUGGUGACAGAGGUCCGAGGGUUCACUGACCCACAGAAGGAGGUUUACUUCAGGAAGAGAUUCAGAGAUCAGGAGCAGGCCGGCACCAUCAUCUCCCACAUCAAGACCUCACGAAGCCUCCACAUCAUGUGCCACAUCCCAGUCUUCUGCUGGAUCUCUGCUUCAGUUCUGGAGGAGGUGUUGAAAACCAGAGAGGGUGGAGAGCUGCCCAAGACCCUGACUGAGAUGUACAUCCACUUCCUGGUGGUUCAGUCCAAAGUCAAGAACAUCAAGUAUGAUGGAGGAGCUGAGACAGAUCCACACUGGAGUCCAAAGAGCAGGAAGAUGAUGGAGUCUCUGGGGAAACUGGCUUUUGAGCAGCUGCAGAAAGGCAACCUGAUCUUCUAUGAGUCCGACCUGACAGAGUGUGGCAUCGAUAUCAGAGCAGCCUCAGUGUACUCAGGAGUGUUCACACAGGUCUUUAGAGAGGAGAGAGGACUGUACCAGGACAAGGUGUUCUGCUUCGUCCAUCUGAGCGUUCAGGAGUUUCUGGCUGCUCUUCAUGUCCAUCUGACCUUCAUCAACUCUGGAGUCAACCUGCUGGCAGAAGAACCAACAACCUCCAAGAAGACUAAAGUCAAAUCUACACUAACAAAUCUCUACCAGAGUGCUGUGGACCAGGCCUUACGGAGUCCAAACGGACACCUGGACUUGUUCCUCCGCUUCCUCCUGGGUCUUUCACUGCAGACCAAUCAGAAACUCCUAAGAGGCCUGCUGACACAGACAGGAAGUAGCGCAGACAUCAACAAAGAAACAGUCCAGUACAUCAAGACUAAGGUGGAUGAGGAUCUGUCUCCAGAGAGAAGCAUCAACCUGUUCCACUGUCUGAAUGAACUGAAUGAUCGUUCUCUAGUGGAGCAGAUCCAACGGUACCUGAGCUCAGGACAACUCUCAAGAUAUAAUCUGUCUCCUGCUCUGUGGUCAGCUCUGGUCUUCAUCUUACUGUCAUCAGAAGAAGAUCUGGACGUGUUUGACCUGAAUAAAUACUCUGCUUCGGAGGAAGCUCUUCUGAGGCUGCUGCCAGUGGUCAAAGCCUCCAACAAAGCUCUACUGAGUGGCUGUAAGCUGUCAGAGAGAAGCUGUGCAGCUCUGUCCUCAGUCCUCAGCUCCCAGUCCUCUAGUCUGAGAGAGCUGGACCUGAGAAACAACGACCUGCAGGAUUCAGGAGUGAAGCUGCUGUCUGCUGGACUGGAGAGUCCACAUUGUGAACUGGAGACCCUCAGUCUGUCAGGCUGUCUGGUCACAGAAGAAGGCUGUGUUUCUCUGGCUUCAGCUCUGAGCUCCAACCCCUCCUCCCAUCUGAGAGAGCCGGACCUGAGCUACAAUCAUCCAGGAGACUCAGGGGAGAAGCUGCUGUCUGCUGGACGUGAAGAUCCACUCUGGAGACUGGAGACACUCAGGAUGGACCAUGGUGGACUGCAGUGGUUGAAACCUGGUCUGAGGAAGUAUGCCUGUGAACUGGAGCUGGACUCAAACACAGCUCACAGAGGACUCAAACUGUCUGAAGACAACAGGAAGGUGACACAUGUGAGAGGGGAGCAGCCAUAUCCUGAUCAUCCAGAGAGGUUUGAGAAAGAGCCUCAGCUGAUGUGUAGAGAAGCUCUGACUGGUCGCUGCUACUGGGAGGUCGAGUGGAGAGGAGAGGUUCAUAUAUCACUGACCUACAGAGGAAUCAGCAGGAGAGGAGACGAUAAGGACUGUAGGUUUGGAGAGAAUGAUCAGUCCUGGAGUCUGAACUGCUCCAAUGUUUGUUACUAUGUCUGGCACAAUAACACGGAAACAUACAUCUCCUCCCCCUCCCCCUCUGGUAGAGUAGCAGUGUAUCUGGAUCAUCCUGCUGGCUCUCUCUCCUUCUACAGAGUCUCCUCUGACAAACUGAUCCACCUCCACACCUUCAGAACCACAUUCACUGAACCUCUCUAUGCUGGGUUUGGUUUCAGGUUCAGGUCUGGUUCGGUGUCUCUGUAUCCUCUGAAGGGCUGAGAGUCAACAUUUUCAGACUUAUAUAUAGAUAUACUGAUAUACAAAGCAGGGCUCAACAUUAUAAAUGGCCCGCUGGCCCGGGAGCACUAUUUAGCCCCCCGGGCCAGCAUAACGUACUUUCCACUUGCCCGCUCGGGCCGCUAAAAAUAUUGCUUUAAAAAAAAAAAAAUGGUCCUGUGGUAUAGGUAUUUUGACGAACAAUUUUUUUCAUUUGUUUAGUUUAUUAAUGCUACAACAUAGAGUUUCGUGAGGCGGUUGUCGUUUUUGGGUGAAAAGCAAACAGCUGUUUGCUGCAGAGCGUGUUCCUUCAUAUAAAUAAAAAAAUAAACUUGCCUUCACUACAGAGUUUAGCGCCACCUAACCAUUCGCCAAAAUGUUUUUAAUACCAGCGGUAACCGGCCAUGCGCCGGGCAAAAAACUAUCUUCAAAUAAAAAAAAAUCACCAGAGGAGUUAAAGAAGAGUGACGGGGAGCAUGAGAAGAAGAGGGAGAGAUAGUUUCAGCCACACUGGCUUGAUUGAUUGAGUUGGCUGCAAUACGAUGAUAUAAACAAGGUCUUCUGUCGGCUCUGUACAUCAAUGCUGACAAGUAAGUGAAGAGUAGAAAAUAUAAAGAUAUUGGCUUUAGGGAAAUGUCCCAGACGUUUAGGAUAAUGAAGGUUCUAAUCUAUUACAGAGCCAUUACAUUUCUAACUCCUAAUGACAGGAAGGCAGAAAGCGCAUUAUACAAAUAAUAAUACUCAUAAUAAUAGCAGACAUUUUUUAACAAUGACUACAAUAUCGUUAUUUUAAUAAACCAAAUAUGAACAAUUGAGGAAAAUGAGGAAGAACUGAUGAUUCAAAUGUUGUAGUACAAGUAGUAUUGUAGUUUGUGCAUAAAUUACUAUGGCAACAAAUGUGUUCAUUUUCUUCAUUAUUAGUUGAUUUUUGGACGAAUGCUCCGGGCCGGAGGUUCCAAUGGUGGGGCCAGUGGAAUUUUACCCUUAAUGUCUACCCUUGCUAUGUAACAUUUCUACAUGAAAUUGUGUGAAACGAGAUGCUGACUGCAAUUAUCCAUAGAAUCUGUUUUUUUCCUUGUUUUGACUGAGAAAAUCAUAUUUUGUAAGUGAAAAUGAUAAGCAUCAUUUGAAAAAAACAUGUUUGGUAAUUUCUAUGACAUUUUAGUUAUUCUGGAAUGUAAUGAGAUUUGUACUGUCCUAUAUUCUUUAUGCUUCCAAAGACUUCUAAUCAAAUAAUUUCUUCUUAUCUUUAUGGCGAUCUUUUGUUUAUUUGAUUACUUUUAAGUAACCUAAUGUAAGUUUAAUAAUGAAUCGCAUUUUAAAACAGCACAUUUUAACUUAAAUGAUUUACAAAGAGAUCAAAUAAAAACACAGUCAUUGAAAAGAGAAAUAACAGUAGAUGAAUACAAACAUAGAGUAUAUCUUAAUAAACACUUACUAUUAAACACCUUAGCGUGUACAGGCCUGCCUUCAUGUUGACAAUUCAGUGGGUAACAAAAAGAGAUGGGCCUUUAGACGGGUUUAAAGGAAUCAAUGGAGGGGGAAUAUCUUACUGUUAAUAACAAACUAUUUCACUGUUUAGGGCCAACACAGGGGCAGUGGCGCAGUUUGUAGGGACUUAGUCUUUGAAUGGAGGUUCAAGUCCCCGGUCGGACUGGAGAGGUGCCAGUUCACCUCCUGGUCACUGCCAAGGUGCCCUUGAGCGAGGCAACGGACCCCCCCCCCUCACCACCACUCCCUGGGCGCUGUACAAUAGCUGCCCAAUGCUUCUAGUACUAGGAUGGGUUAAAUGCAGAGGUGACAUUGUGUGUGUUUGCUAUACCGUGUACUGUACAUAUAUGACAAAUAAAUAACGUUUAAAAGGCUA
This is a messenger RNA of Gymnodraco acuticeps, 5464 nucleotides long. RefSeq names its product NLR family CARD domain-containing protein 3-like. Gene Ontology annotation, molecular function: protein binding. Lineage: Eukaryota; Metazoa; Chordata; Actinopteri; Perciformes; Bathydraconidae. The transcript is spliced from 12 exons. The record is from RefSeq and is a predicted model, not a curated record.